AUGGGAGACUACGGUACUGCUUCAUAUAUACUCCCCACCCCUGUUGGCAACCCACCACAGCACUCCACCUCACCUAAUGAGAUAACUGUUCUAAUAACAGGCUUUGGGCCCUUUAAGACAAACCUUGUGAAUGCGUCAUAUCUAAUCGCUUCCUCUCUUCCAUCGUCUUUUGAUUUCCCCUCGGAUUCACGUCGAGUCUCACUUCAUGUGCAUCCCACUCCAAUCCCAGUGGCGUAUGCCACUGUUCGAGAGACCCUUCCCUUAAUUCUCGAGGAGUUUGCUGCCUCACAUGGUGGUCGCAGACCUGAUUUGAUUAUUCAUAUCGGCAUCGCCGCUCCGCGGCAAUAUUACUCCGUCGAAACUUUAGCUCACCGAGAUGACUAUAACAUCACCGAUGUCAAUGGUCAUCCCGGCUAUAUGGAUGGCGAGAAGCGAUGGAAAGGGCUGGGUCUACCGCCUAUUCUGACCCCAGGUCGUGCUGCAGAUGAUCCCUCCUCUGCUUCGCCUUACCAGCCCGAGGACCAGUUCCUGGAGACGUGGCGCUCUUUUGCUCCCAAGUCGGAUCUCCGGAUCUCCAAGGACGCAGGUCACUAUCUGUGUGACUUUAUUUUCUAUACCAGCAUGUCUUUAGCCCACUUGCAAGGGCAGGACCGCAAUGUCCUGUUCCUCCAUGUCCCUGGGUCGUCUGAGGAUGCGGAUAUUGAGCAAGGCCGGGUUGUCACACUCGCCCUAAUUAAGGCAAUGGUCACAUGUUGGUUCGAUAAGAAGCAUUCGGCAUGA
Molecule: messenger RNA, 780 nt
Organism: Penicillium concentricum
Lineage: Eukaryota; Fungi; Ascomycota; Eurotiomycetes; Eurotiales; Aspergillaceae
Product: putative pyroglutamyl peptidase type I
Exons: 2
Coding region: 1-780 (259 amino acids)
Biological process (GO): proteolysis
Source: RefSeq, a predicted model, not a curated record